AUGAGCGACAUCAGCAACCACCAUCGCGGCUUUAGCGAAUGCAAGAAACAACGCAAAUCGCGCCGUGCAAGACACAAUGGCCAGAAACAAGCACACCAGUCCCGAAAUCACAACCACAAUUUCAAUGACAGCGACAACCGCACCAACGGAUGCACCAGUGACGACAACAAAAGCAUCGCCAGCACCACCAGCAACGGCAACCGUAACAAUCAUAACAAUACCUCCAGCCAACGCUGCUGGGACUGGAUGAUGGUAGGCGGCACGAACCACUACGCCAAAAACCGCUCUGCAUUUCUCACCUACCGUCGCGCACCGUGCAAAAUCGGGCGCACACGAGUCCUCGGCGUCGGAACCGUCAAGCUAGACCUCGUGCGCAGCCCCAAGGAUCCAAGCACUUACACCCUCAUCCUACAUGAUGUGCUGCACAUCCCCGAGGCCGUGUGCAAUGGCAUCAGCAUCAACCCUGACUUUAUGGGUGCGGGGAACUAUGGGAUCUCGUGGGAUGAUAAGCGCAUAUAUGAUGCGGAUACUGAGGAGCCGUGUUGGUAUGCGAAGGCGUUUCAUGAUGAUGGAUCGAUGAGGUGUGUUCUUGCGGGGGAUCCGAGGGGGACGACGUUUUUGGAGAAGGAUGGGAGUUAUGCGUUGAGUGUUAAUGCGUCGGAUGAGGAGUUGGAGGUUUUGGGGAGGAGGGUUGAGAAUCGGAGUUUGUUAUGA
Messenger RNA from Aspergillus chevalieri, 714 nucleotides. RefSeq lists its product as uncharacterized. The record is from RefSeq and is a predicted model, not a curated record. NCBI's taxonomy places the organism in Eukaryota, Fungi, Ascomycota, Eurotiomycetes, Eurotiales, Aspergillaceae. The transcript has a single exon. The coding region runs from base 1 to 714 and encodes 237 amino acids.